AAUAGAUUUUAAACAUUUUUAUAACAUUUCGGGAUUUGUUUCAAGCUGUUGAAGAAAAUGUAUGAUGUGAUUUUGUUCUGCUUGUGGAGUCUGUCUGGUGUGUUAAGUGAGUCUGUGUCAGUGACUGAAGGAGAUUCUGUGACUCUGUCUGUGGAUCUGACUGAAAUAAAAGAUAGAAUCUUAUGGAAGUUUGGAGCUCAUGAUGUUGUCAUAGCUGAGAUGAAUGCCGAGCACAAUAACAUCAGAUUAUAUGAAGACAGACCUGAUGGAAGAUUCACAAACAGACUGGAGUUAAACUUACACAAUGGAUCUCUCACCAUCAAGAACAUCUCAACUAAACACUCAGGACUUUAUCAAGUCUUCAACACCUCCUCAGGGAAACAACUCAAUAUAUUCAACAUAACUGUCUAUGCUCGUCUGACUGUUCCUGUCAUCACCAGAGACUCUUCUUCAUCUUCAGUAUCAAAUUGUGUGUCUAGUAGUGAGUGUGUGUCAGUGACUGAAGGAGAUUCUGUGACUCUGUCUGUGGAUCUGACUGAAAUGAAAGAUGGAAUCUCCUGGAAGUUUGGAGCUCAUGAUGUUGUCAUAGCUGAGAUGAAUGCAGGGCACAAGAACAUCAGUUUAUAUGAAGACAGACCUGACGGGAGAUUCAGAGGCAGACUGAAGCUGGAUCACACUGGAUCUCUCACCAUCAACAACAUCACACUCACACACUCCGGACUUUAUCAAGUCAUCAACACCAACACAGAGAAUCAACUCAAUAUAUUCAACAUCACUGUCUAUGCUCAUCUGUCUGUUCCUGUCAUCUCCAGAGUCUCUUCUCAAUGUUCUUCAUCAUCUUCAUCAUCAUGUUGUUGUGUGUUGUGUUCAGUGAUGAAUGUGUCACAUGAUGUGAGCGUCUCCUGGUACAAAGGAAAGAGUUUAUUGUCCAGCAUCAGUGUGUCUGAUCUCAACAUCAGUGUGUCUGAUCUCAACAUCAGACUCUCUCUACCUCUGGAGGUGGAAUAUCAGGACACAAACACAUACAGAUGUGUGGUCAACAAUCCCAUCACAAACCACACACAACAUCUACACAUCACUCAUGUCUGUCAGGUGUGUUCAGGUCUGAACAUCACUCAACUCUGUCACAAGUGUUCAGGUUUCAUAGUUGUGAUGUGUUGUGCUGUUGUUGGACCUGUGAUGAUUGUAGCCGCACUUCUCAUCUUCUGCAGAAAACACACACACACACAACAACAAGAUCCGGCCGGUGAAGAUGAGAUCACUUACGCAGAGACAACCUUCUGUAAAAGACAAACACAUCAACCGAGAUGUGCGGUGGAGGAUGAUGUGGUGUAUUCAGGAGUCAUGAGAAUAUGAUCAAACUCUCUGUCCAUAGACGUUCAGAUUACAGUAACUAUGUCUGCUCAACACACCCGUUUAAAGUCUAUUAAAUGUCAUUGAAAUGAUGCAAUACAAGCAAACCCUGUGAUGCCAGUGAAGUAUAUUCUUUUCACUGCUGUCUUGACAUGAACUACUGAAAUAUGAGCGCACAAAAGAUAUGAAAAGAGAAUUGUUUCUGACUUUGACAAAUGUUUCAUGCAGAUUGUAACAUUAUAUUGUUUUUAACUGUAUAUUACACAUUGGUUUUUAUCUUUGUAUAUUCAGUGAUAUGUGCUAUACAUAAACUGCAUAUUUGACAUGUUUUCUUUUUCAAAAUAUAAAAUAAAACAAAUAAUUAAAUAACUGAAUGUAAAUCAAUGGAGUGUGAUGG
This is a messenger RNA of Triplophysa rosa, 1750 nucleotides long. Its product is annotated as natural killer cell receptor 2B4-like. Lineage: Eukaryota; Metazoa; Chordata; Actinopteri; Cypriniformes; Nemacheilidae. The transcript has 8 exons. Bases 58 to 1356 code for a protein of 432 amino acids. The record is from RefSeq and is a predicted model, not a curated record.